This is a messenger RNA of Brachypodium distachyon (stiff brome), 2335 nucleotides long. Its product is annotated as probable serine/threonine-protein kinase PBL7. Gene Ontology annotation, molecular function: ATP binding; protein kinase activity. NCBI's taxonomy places the organism in Eukaryota, Viridiplantae, Streptophyta, Magnoliopsida, Poales, Poaceae. Gene Ontology annotation, biological process: protein phosphorylation. The transcript has 5 exons. The record is from RefSeq and is a predicted model, not a curated record. Bases 333 to 1766 code for a protein of 477 amino acids.
AAAGUUGUUUUCUCGAACCAUCGAUCUCUUUUGGUUGACAACACACCUACCUCAACUGGCCACCAGCAUAUUUCCUUCUCAUGAACAUUUCAACCGCCAAUAUAAAAUUCACAAAUUCCUGUCUGAAGUAGGCAGUUGCCCUUUUGUUCUAGGCCUCUCUAGUUUUGACUUGCCUUUCCCUCUCUCUCCAAGUUCCCCGUAAUCUCCCCAAUUCCAUUUGCUUUACUUUCGCCGGAGAGAUCAGUAGGCUGGGCGAAAGAUUGGGUCUUUGAGCUGUAAUUUUCUGGAGGAUUGGCUGGCAUUUGUGAUAAAUUGUGUCCAGGAACAGGGAGAUGAGCUGCUUUCCGUGCUCGGGAUCGUCCGGGAAGGCCGGGGAGGAGGCGGCGGCGGCGGCGCUCUCACCGUCGCCGCGGCCUGCGGCGAAGGCGCCACCAGAUCAAUCAAAUUCGCGUAGGUCAGGCUCCAAGAAGGAAGAUUCUGUCCGCAGAGGAGGAAGCAUUGCACAUGGUCCGGCAAAGAUUUUCACUUUCAGAGAGCUGGCUGUUUCUACAAAGAAUUUCAGAAGAGAUUGUUUGUUGGGUGAAGGUGGCUUCGGUCGUGUCUAUAAAGGACACAUGGAGAAUGGACAGGUUAUUGCUGUGAAGCAACUCGAUAGAAGUGGUUUUCAAGGAAACCGUGAAUUUCUUGUGGAGGUUCUCAUGCUAAGCCUCUUGCACCAUGCUAAUCUUGUCAGAUUAAUCGGCUAUUGCGCAGAUGGUGAUCAGCGCCUCUUAGUUUAUGAGUAUAUGUUAUUGGGAUCGCUUGAAAAUCAUCUGCAUGACCGUCCGCCGAACAAGGAACCUCUUGAUUGGAAUACAAGGAUCAGGAUUGCUUUUGGUGCAGCAAAGGGUUUGGAGUACCUGCAUGAUAAGGCAAAUCCACCUGUAAUAUAUAGAGAUUUCAAACCGUCAAAUAUUCUUCUGGGUGAAGACUAUUACCCCAAGCUCUCUGACUUCGGACUUGCUAAACUUGGUCCAGUUGGAGACAAAACUCACGUAUCAACAAGAGUCAUGGGAACAUAUGGCUAUUGUGCUCCUGAAUAUGCCAUGACAGGACAGUUGACAGUAAAGUCUGAUGUUUACAGUUUUGGUGUUGUCUUCCUUGAACUCAUUUCAGGUCGGAGAGCCAUUGAUCACACCCAGCCUGAUGGGGAGGCAAAUCUUGUUGCAUGGGCUCGCCCAAUGUUCAGAGACCGAACAAGGUUCUGCCAGAUUGUCGAUCCGUUGCUGCAAGGCCGCUAUCCCCAAAGGGGUCUGUAUCAGGCUCUAGCUGUUACAGCAAUGUGUUUGCUGGAGCAUGCAGCAUCCCGACCUCUCAUAAAGGAUGUUGUCAGUGCACUUGGUUUUCUUGAUAAGCAUCCUUAUGAUCCAAAUGCACCACGCCGAAAAGAUUCUAAGACUUGCCCUUCCACCCCAAGGGCCAAAGCGCACCGACGAACAACCAGUGUUCCCGACGCACAACAUGCUGCCGAUUCACUUAAUUGGAAUGCCGUAGACUUAAGGAGGAAGAAGAUUAUUGGAGGAGGGGAAUUCGAACAGGAUCACAGUGAAGGUUGCGGCAGUGGCAGUAGCUCUGGAAGGAAUGAAUGCUUAGAUGUGCCAGCACUGCUUGCCUUGGAUAAUGGGAAACUUUUUGGUGAAGCUGACAUUACUCGCAAGUCCACUGUUAAGGUUGAUGCCCGCGAGAAACUAAGAGCAGACUCUGGUAAAUACAGGAGGCAGGUUUGACGGCGCAUUCGAACAGUGUCUUCGUGCAAUUCUUUCCAUGAUCGCAGUCAGUUUUGCCGAGUGUCUUCACUGCUGCUAUCGUUGAGGAUUGAGUACUUUUUUGUGGCUACAGACUGGCAUGCUUCUUUCGCUCAGGCCGUGCGUUUCCCGAUCCAAAUGAUAUUCUUCCAGGCGCCCAUCAAAUUCACCAUAUGAGGAAAGGAAGAUGACAUUCAACUGCUGAGAAUCUGUAUCCAAGGAUGCCUAUUUCAAUCGGUAGCAGCAGCGACAUUCAACCUAUAAAAGAUUACCCCCUUUGUGAUUAGGCCAUGUAUCCAUGUAUGUAUCCCUCAGGAUGAUAUUUUCUUUGUUUUUUUAUCUUGUUUGGUGUGAGAAUGUGUUGCAGGCUUGUAGUCUGCAUUCUAUAUGUUUGUGCAUAUAAGGGAGCUGUCAGCUGUGUCUGUAAGUAGGACCUGUUUCUUAAGAGGAUUUUCCUUUUGUCCAUACCAUGUAAAGUGACUGAUAGUAGAGAAUAUAUCAGGCAUGAUUCUGUACAGAAUAUAAAUUAAAUAAGACAGUUGAGCAGUGAA